UUCGAAGGUAACUGUCAAAUAGGUUCAUAUAUUGUAAUAAUGGUGUUAAACUUAGUACCACCACCCAAAUUACGGUUAUGACCUUGACUGUCAGAAGGAAAAGCCUUGACAUUCCCCAUGCCUUUUGCCCUUUCUAGAUUCGCAUCCCAUGCCCUUUCCUUGUCAAAGGUAACGUACUGUUUCCCGCCAAAAAAAGCUUCACACCCUCCAAUAUAACACAGGACCCUUUUACUGCCUCACACUCCAGUCUAACAGAAACAGAGAGAACAGAGAGAGAUGAAGGGCACAUCCAAGGUGAUAAUGGGGGCCACACUGGUAAUGGUGGUGAGCCUUGCCAUAGUGUUGGGCUUAAUCUUGGUGCUGCUAGCUGAGCUCUACUGUUCCCUCCUACUUCGCCGGCGUCAGCUCAAAACCAACACCUCCAACCCAAACCUCACCGCUGAUGCUGCCGACUCUGCAGCCACCACAACCUCUUCUCAGCAGCCCUCAUCACAGCCUCAAGAUCACUCAGCUGGCCCUCCUCUCAGCAGCUUUCUAGGGGUUCUUCGUGCUCCAAGAAGCUUCCUUUUCCCAUCAGUUCCUUGCAAACAAGACAACGCAGAAACAAAGAAGCACCAUACUCACCUUCUUCACCAGGUUUUUGACAUCCCGGUCCCAAACCAAGAAAUAUUACCAAACACAACCCCCUGUCAUAUUGGGGUCAUGAUAUCAAGCCCAUCCCCAUCAAUUUCUUUUGUGACUUCACCGCAGCCAACCCAAGAAGACAAAAUUCAAGCUGGUAAUAGCAGUCCUGGUGCUCAGUGUAAUGCGAAAGCUGCUGGUGGUGGUGGUGGUGCAGAGCAUUUUGUGUACAUUUCUAACCCCAUUUAUGACAAUGAUGAAGCAAGCACCAGGCACAGUGGAGGAGAAAACAACACUCCCUUUGAAACUCCAGAGACUUCACCUUCAAGACUAGAAAUGGGAGGGGGUUCUUCUUCUUCUUGCUCUGGAGAGGAUGAGGUUGCCCAACCAACCCCUUCUGGUCCCUCAAGCCCAACAACCACACCUCCUCUAACUCCAAUGAAGAAGCUCCCUGCAGAGGCUUGCUCUGUUCCUCUCAGAGAUGCCAGGUCAUUAGGCACUUCAGGUAGUGAUUCCAAUACUAACAAUGGCCUCUCUUCUUCUUCAUCAGGUUCUCCUUGUACUUCUCCUUCAUGGUGAUUAAUGGUUAAUUCUCCAUGCCAUAAUCAGGAGAAACAGUUUAGUUAGAGCUUUAGUUUUUAAUCUUUAUUUUAAAUUGUAUUUAAGAGGUGGGUGGGUUUUAUUUUUUUCUGUUUGGUGAUUUGUAAUGGGAAUGGUAAAAAUGAGCUGGAAAGAGGCAGAGUAGUGUACCCAGAUCAGCUUUUUUCACUGCAUGCGUGGCCAUGGCUCGUCCACCCAAGCCAGCCCAUGCCACUUGAAUUUCCAACUCUUUCUUUCUUUCUCUCUGAACCUGCAGAGCAGAGAGACAGAAUUGCUUUCCUUGUUUUCACUUGGGUUUUUAGUAGUUUUUGGGAAAGCAGUUUUAUCGCAUUUUCUAUCUUAACAUAUUCACCUUUACAAGAAACUUUUAGUUUAAGUGUUUAAGAGCAGUUAGUCUUGCAUCCGAGAUUCUAAGAUCAGUUCUCCAUUUUCGGUUCUAAGUUCGGUUCUCCGUUCUCCAAUGUCGCUUGCACAAGAAUUUUUUUUUUUAAAAAAAAAAAACAUAUUCACCUUUGGUUUUGGUUUUGUUUUUGUUUUGGGAUGGUGAGAAUGGCACGUGAACUGUCAAGGGUGGACUUACAAAAAAUGAAGAAAGAAACAAAAACCAAGAGGGAAAAAACAUCGAAAAUAAAUCUCUCUGUUUUUAAGAGACCUCGAGUUCAGAUAACUAUGCAUUGAAGCUUAAAAUACACAAAAACUCUCUUUCUGUGUCACCUGCCCUUGCUGAGGUCUUUGUCCACUUUGAUGAGGACGAGACCUUCUCUCUCUUUGGUUUCCAUGAGGGAGGAGAGGAGAGCUCUAUUAGGCAAGAAGCUUCAUUUUCUUCACACUGCACUGCAUUUAAUACAAUAUUGAAUUUCGGCUUUGGCUUUAGCUAUGGCUUUGGCUUUCAAUGCCCCAAACUCUGCCAAUAUGCCCUCAAACAGCUGACUUUCAAGGCUACCAUGGAGGAUUUAGGACCACCAUUGACAAUAUAUUUAUGGUGUCUAUUUCUGCAUAUAACACACACACACCCACCCACACACACACGCAUUUCAGAAAUCAAGAGUAGAUUGCUUUAUUGGCCAUGCCACGUUGCAUUUUGCUUCUCCAUAUUAUGUUCCACAAUCACUCUUGAACAUCAAAUGAACAUAAUGAAAUAAUUCUUAUAAUGUACAUAACUAAAGAAAAUUAAUAUUUGUAAAGCGCGAUUCUCAGAGCUCGCAGAUGAACCAUGUCCUUGAUCAUGAGCCAGGAUUAGUUAGUUUCUCCAUCUUCUUGAACCAUGAUGUCCUUGAACACAGAUGAACCUGUAAUCAUACAAGUAUAUGUUUGUUGCUUCUGGGAAAAGCAAAAAAAAAAAAAAAAA
Messenger RNA from Prunus persica (peach), 2569 nucleotides. RefSeq lists its product as uncharacterized. The record is from RefSeq and is a predicted model, not a curated record. Bases 277 to 1200 code for a protein of 307 amino acids. The transcript has a single exon. Lineage: Eukaryota; Viridiplantae; Streptophyta; Magnoliopsida; Rosales; Rosaceae.